Messenger RNA from Triticum turgidum subsp. durum (durum wheat), 345 nucleotides. NCBI's taxonomy places the organism in Eukaryota, Viridiplantae, Streptophyta, Magnoliopsida, Poales, Poaceae. The record is from the annotation of a GenBank genome assembly.
AUGGCACCGAUUUGCCGCAUGGUGUGCUACAACUACACUCCAGGGGAAUAUUUGUUCAGAAUCUUCAGUCUUGUAAUUUUCUACUUGAUGACCUGCUCGCCGCGACCGCCCAAACCCCAGGCCACACUUCCUCUUCCACUCCGCGUACUCCUGGUUGUAGCCCCAGCUCGCCACAGGCAGGGAUCGGCGGCUCGCUGGCGUGGCGCGUGGCAGGGAGAGAAGGGGGGCAAGAUCGGCGAGGCAGAGUUCUUCCGGAAGGACGGCGUGGUGGGAGACAUGGACGGAUACCUCAACUACCUGUCCCUCGAGUAUGACUUCGUCUCGGACACCAAUCCUACUUGGUAA